Messenger RNA from Pimephales promelas (fathead minnow), 3799 nucleotides. RefSeq names its product kit ligand a (gene kitlga). Gene Ontology annotation, biological process: cell adhesion; positive regulation of cell population proliferation. The record is from RefSeq and is a predicted model, not a curated record. NCBI's taxonomy places the organism in Eukaryota, Metazoa, Chordata, Actinopteri, Cypriniformes, Leuciscidae. Gene Ontology annotation, molecular function: cytokine activity; stem cell factor receptor binding. Gene Ontology annotation, cellular component: plasma membrane.
UGUGGUGAUUGUGAAAUCGAUUGAGUGAGACCCAGGGCAGUAGACGACCGAGAGAAACUGGGGUGGGCGGGAGUGCGCAGAAGUCACACGAUAAAAAGGCUUUGCUCUUGGGAAAAAACUCUUGAUUCUAUCUGCAGCCUUCCGUUCUCCAACGUGCGGUAUGAAGCGUCUACCUGGAUACUUAUCAUCAUUACGCAGAUUUAGGUGACUUUCUUUCCCUCCCGACUUGGAUUCUACUUUAUUUUGGAUAUGUACCUUUGGGAUGAAGAAAACCCUUUCCCUGCCCGCCGAAGUAAGAUAAAAUAGGGUUUCGCUGACAUUGGAGUUACUCCUCUCGUUCCAUAUGAAGAAGUCAAACAUUUGGAUAUGCACCUGUGUCCAUUUAUUGCUGUACAUUACAGUUGCUGCCUAUUCCAGUGAAAUAGGAAAUCCCAUUACAGAUGACAUCAGGAAAAUUUCUUUGUUGAAACAGAAUAUUCCAAAAGACUACAAGAUUACAGUUCGUUAUAUACCUAAAGAAGUGAGUGAUAUGUGCUGGGUGAAGCUAAAUGUAUUUCACUUGGAGGUGAGCUUAAAAGGCCUGGCGCAGAAGUUUGGGAACAUAUCCUCCAAUAAAGAUAAUAUAGGCACUUUUGUCAAAAUACUGCAAGAGAUGCGGUAUCACAUUGGACAGGGCUUGGAGGUUUCAAUGCUAGAAUUCGAGUGUCAUUAUGUAGAGGAGAUGUGGCUUACGGCAAAGUAUUUUGAAUAUGUGGAGGACUUUUUCAACACUGCCAAUUCGUCGAGAGAGGCCGAGGAUUGCGAUCCCCCGCCAUGUCCCACGUCCACAAAAACAACAGUAACGACAACUACAACGAUGUCGCCAACGUCAGCGCAACAUAGUACAAAUGAGAAACGUAACGGUUUGCCUGAUGACCCCGAAAAAGGGGCAUUCCUUCCGAAAGUUGUGGAGAGCAGUCUUAUGUCCCUCCUCGCCAUCCCGUUCAUGGCAGUGGUGUUUUUGUUGGUGUGGAAGAUUAAAUCUAGAAGAAAUGCCCCCCAAACUGAACAGAGUCCAGAAGAAGGUCCCACCCUUUUCUCAGGAGAGGAAGUCAGUGUACCCCCGUUAGAUGUGGAGAUAUCUGAAAAAAACAGAUUAAAUAUUAUCAUGGUGGUGUAAAUCCACCCCCAUCUUAACCAACGCAGUCACUGCUUCAGACGGCACAACGGACAGGAACAAACAAGCACCACCUCCGAAAGAUUCUCUUACUGAACUUCUAGCUGUGAAGGACACAUUCAGGCCUGAAACUGCUCUUUGAGAACUGAUGCCCUCUUAUAAACCACUGCUGAACCCAUUGGGGUUGAUACGGUUGCUCCUUCUGAGAACUUCUGAGUCACACUUCAUGCUCUUUCACACUUCCUUCUCCUCUCGGAGACCGCAAGGAGACUGUGCAGGAGGAAUUAGAUGAAAAACAGAACGAAAGCAACACGGCAUUGGAUUCACCCGGAGAUGUCAAAUAGCCAAGCGCAUUUUUUCGAGCGCAGGAUCCGCAGUUCAGAAGGAGGGCAGCCAUAUUAUUGCUUGAGAGCAGAUGGCUAUCGAAAAGGAGUUAAAGCAGAAUCGACUACCUCCAGCUGCUCUGGUCCAUCUCCUUCUUUCUUUCUUAAUCCUUGUUCUCUCUCUUUCUUUUGGUCUGGGCGUCCAAACAGACGUCUUUUUUUGAGUGCUUGAAUCAGUAAAGUCAUUUUCAGAUUGUAUCAUCUGAUUUGUGAAUUGUUUUUAUUGUCACUAUAGACUGGUGGUGUGGACUUAAUUUAUUUAUUUUCUGAAUAUGACAUGACACCUGCAUGGCAUCAAAUAUCCAAUGAGAUGACCAAUAGACAAUCAUCUCUACCUUAAAAAAUAUCUCGCAAUCCUUAAUCGCUCGUGUAGAGUAAACCCUACGUUCAUACUAGCUACAACCUUGUAAGUACCAUUAUAGCUCCUCAUCUGAUAGACGGCGUUACGUGAAUGACUUUUAAUGCUAUAUAUCAUAUAUUAAAGUCUUUUCAGUAAAUCCGCGAUUAAUGCACUUAGUUCCGCUUUACAGCUUUUUAUAAAGUCUGUUGCAGUGUUUUUGAAGUCAUUCUGGUGGCUGCUAAUUUAAUCGACGACUCCGCUUUUGUCAAUCGUCAUGAGAGUUUUAUUUGAUUUAGGAUAAAAAUCUGAUUUUUCUUCCAUUCCAGAAGCAAAUGUAUUAAAAUACAUCAGUCAGACUCAAGAUCGAAACAAACUCAAGUAGUGUUACGUCAAACAAAACGACAUGACUGUACAGUACACCAAAAAAAGAAGAAAAAAAAAAAAACGUAUUCGAAUACAGAAAUUCAUUUGGUCCUUUGAUGCUGUCGGAAGAUCGCGCUAACAGUACCGUAAUAGAAAACGUACAUGUAUGCUUCUACUCAUAUUUUUGUGCCUUUUCAUAGCAUGGCUCUCCCUGUAAAGAUUAUUUUUGGAUAACCAGCCAUAUAUUUAUUACGGAAAAAUUAAUGUUAUUGCACUAGUCAUAUAUAUAUAUAUAUAUUUAAAAAAAAUUCCUCUAAGACAUUUCAGAUGACUUUCCAAGAAAAGCAGAACACAAUCCGGUUCCGGCUUCGGUCUCCUGCUGAGUACGAAUCAAUUUAUGCAUGUUGACAUCUGACGUCUUGCGCUUAAUCUGUACAUACUGAUAUAUGAUAGCUACGGCUCAUAUAGACAAGUGCUAAUGACUUAGAGACGAAACUCCGUGGAGAUCAGAUUUGAUUUUGUACCCUGCUUUCUCAAACUGGUUGUAAUGAUCUAUAUCCUGUGUUGUGGGGAAUAACCUGUUGUCUGCCCAGUCUUUGUUUUCUUAGAGCACGACAGUUUUUUUAAGAUACAGCAUGUAAUGUGAAGUUGACAUUUGGUAAAUAAUAUCUUGUACCGUUUAAGGUGGAUGUUUACAGAGAAUCGUAUUAACAUUGGCAGCGAUGGAAACGUCUCUUAUCGUAGUGUUCUAACAGUUUUCAUGCAGACAAUCAUAGUCAUUUUGAAGCUUUCUAUGGGACAUGUCAGUGAAAAAAAAGAUUUACUUUUUCCAUCAGAGAUUUCCUGUAAACUGCUUUAGAUCAUCUCAGUGUAGUUCAGGGCAGUGCUGGUAAUGUAACAGCGUGAGGUCACAGCUGAUAAACAUGUAAGAUUCAUUUUUAUGCUCAAAUCGAUUCUGGAAAACUCUGAACUAGAAGUUCAGAAGUCUGUCUAGAGGGUGAUGAUGCUUUCUUUGGCGUCUUUGUCUGUGCCCUGAUAAGGAGUCAAUAAGUAAUAGUGACAGAUAAGCUGCACCAACUUCAAAAGUGGGAACUAUCCUACAUCAUGUAGGAAUUGUUUGUGUGCGUAUGGCAUCGCCCCCAGUCUUAAGAUCCCCUGAAUCACAAACCAGAGAACCAUAUGAGUCAGCCCGUGAAAUUCCCACCACUGCCCUGUUGCUCCGUUUUGUGAUGCUGAGAUCUGAGGAACGUACAAGGGAACCAUUUUUUUUUUUUUUUUUUUUUUCCGAUUUGGCACGUCCCAACUGUCGCAAUUGGAUCCUGCAUCAUAUUUGUAAGACUGCAGAACACAGCUAGUCAGGAAGUCAGUCAGGGUGCCAAAAGUAAACAAGGAAUUGUGGCCCAGUCAUUGUCUGGGUGACAGUCUACUGUAUUCUGUAUUUUAUAUGAAUAUAUGCAAAUAUAUGUAUGAGAUGUGAAUAAAGUACAUUUAUCCACCAUUGCUGAGGCUUGGGUGGGCUUACUUCUCAUUAUGACUAAUAAAAUCAUCAUAAUGACA